AUGGGUAUCCUAAACAAUCUUCUUGCAGAACAUGACGAAUAUCAGUAUUUGAGAUUGGUACAAAAGAUAAUUCAAACAGGUGACAAGAGAGUCGACAGGACAGGCGUCGGAACUCUAUCUAUUUUCGGGGCUAUGCAAAGGUAUUCUCUCAAGAAUAACACCCUGCCUUUACUUACUACUAAACGAGUAUUUACCAGAGGUGUUAUUGAAGAGUUACUUUGGAUGAUAUCUGGCUCAACUGAUGCUAAAGUACUUUCUUCCAAGGGUGUGCACAUCUGGGAUCCUAAUGGAUCGCGACAGUUUCUAGACAACUUGGGAUUUACAGAUAGAGAGGAAGGUGACCUGGGCCCAAUUUAUGGUUUCCAAUGGAGACAUAGUGGAGCUGAUUAUGUUGAUUGUAAAACUGACUACACAGGUCAAGGGGUUGACCAAUUAAAGAAUGUUAUUGAGACAAUUAAGAAUCGCCCUGCAGAUCGACGAAUGCUGAUAUGUGCAUGGAAUCCAUCAGAUCUAAGUAAAAUGGCUUUGCCUCCAUGUCAUUGCCUCGCUCAGUUCCAUGUAUCAAAUGGCAAACUAUCUUGUUUGCUGUACCAAAGGAGUGCAGAUAUGGGUCUGGGAGUUCCGUUCAAUAUUGCCAGUUAUUCGAUCCUCACACACAUGAUUGCACAUAUCACAGGAUUGGAGGCUGGUGAAUUUAUUCACACAACAGGAGACACCCAUGUAUACUUGAAUCAUAUAGAUCCCUUGAAGGUACAGCUACAAAGAACACCCACAGAAUUCCCCACAUUAGAGUUUGCCCGCCAAAUCAAUUCUAUUGAUGAUUUCAAAUAUGAAGACUUCAUCAUCAAAGGAUACAAGCCACAGCCUAAAAUAGAUAUGGAAAUGGCUGUUUAG
Molecule: messenger RNA, 894 nt
Organism: Spodoptera littoralis (African cotton leafworm)
Lineage: Eukaryota; Metazoa; Arthropoda; Insecta; Lepidoptera; Noctuidae
Source: the annotation of a GenBank genome assembly